CAUAAAAUGUUAACUAUUGCCUUGCUUUUGACACGUACCAAUCCUGCAUGCUAGUAAACCUAUAAGACAUCAAUUUUCAAACUUGUUAGGGCAACAAGCAUGCAUGAUUCCUUUUCUGGAAUGCAGAGGUGAGCCAGAGAAGAAAGUCCCUUUUGCCGAAGAGCCUGAUACAGUGUUCCUGAAUUCAUUGUUCUGAAGCAGGGUUUCCUUCUUACUAAGUAUUUCACUUAUGAAAUCCUCAGCCCUUCCGUCAUGGUGCAGAAUAAGCUCUGGAGCAGCUCUGCCUGGCGACAGAGAAGCAGCUAUCAUUACUCUAAAGGAUGGAGCCUUACAAUACAUUUCUUAAAAUGUUUCCUUAAAAAGUGAAGGAAACUUGAGUUAAUGUCAGAAACUGGCGUUAAAGUGUUUCAUACAGGCCAAGGGAUUAGACCACCAUAGAGACCAGUCUUGGCUCACUCUGAAAGCCAUAUUUACUCUUUAUUUCUAUCCACAUAUCUGGUUUGCUGAAAAAAAUAGAGGAGGGUUAAUUACCACCAAGUUACACAAUUAAUUUUCUUUAAGACAUGUAACAAUUUUCAAAGAAUUCUGAAAACAUUGUUUUUUUGGAGAAAUGAAUCUCAUCUUCUAUGUCCUGACUUUGUUCCCAGUAGAAAAACCAGGAUAAUGAAGAACAAAAUCUUUUUUGCUUUUUAAAUGAAGGGAAAUACCACUUUUAUCUCAUGGUGUUUCUAAAUAUCAUUUGCCAACUUUUUGUGGGUUAAAAUUGCCACUACCCCUUGAAUAUAUGUGUUGUGUCUUAACGGUUUUCACUAGUUAUCCUUUGCUCUUUUCCUGUAAGUGAGUUUUUAAACUUCUGAGCUAUAAAACAACACAUAACUGUUGGGACUACCAGGACCCAAAUUGGAAUUUGGAGGAACAGGGAUGGCUGAUUCAUAUUGGUUAUAUGACCAUUACAUUUGUCCUUUGUAAGCUGAUUUAUUAGGUCUGUAUUCUAGAGUAUGUUUUAUUCUGCUCCAGUGGCUAUGAAUGAAUUCUUUGAUGGUGGCUUUUUGUCACAUGCAUCUUUCAUGGUUCAGGGCACCUAACCUGUUGGAAUAUUCUCCUGUUGAAGAGUUUGCUUUUAUAUCUAGUGACAUUUAUCAUUAUCUAAGGCCAGCUGCCUGACUUCUCUUCAGGGCUCUGUUUAUGGGGUUUGAACAUCUAUAAAUGGAAACACUAGCUAACCAGAAAUUAUCGCCAGGGCUUUCUGAUAGUGUCCUGAGCUCUCACAACUUGGAAUGUCCUGCAAUAUCUAACAUUUUCAACAUGGAAUUUGAAAAGCAUGAAAAAGGAAGCUUAUUAAAUAAGAAUUUAGAGGAGAAACUGACGGUCUCUUCUGGUGAUUCUGAAGCCAAACCUCUGAUCUUCACAUUUGUCCCCACUGUCAGAAGACUACCAACCCACUCUAAGUUGGCUGACACCUCUAAAUUUCUUGUUAAAAUUCCUGAGGAACCCAGUGAUAAGAAUCCAGAAACUGUAAAUAGGUCUGAGUCCAAUGAGUACUUGACGUUGAAUGCUGGGAGCCAACCAGAGAGAAACCAAGGGACAUUGAUUUAUCCUUCAGAGGUCAGUGAAAAGAUUUCACAAGAAAGGGGAUUUAAAGCAAAAGAACUUCAAGGAAUGCAGCAAAGUGACCUCUUCAAAGCUGAAUAUGUCUUUAUUGUGGACUCGGAAGGGGAGGAUGAAGCUACAAGUGGAAAAGAUGAACAAGGCCCCCCUGGGGGGUUGGGCACCACAGCUUCUCGGCCCAAGUCUCUAGCAAUUUCCUCCAGUCUGGUCUCUGAUGUGGUACGUCCCAAAACACGGGGGACAGACCUCCAGGCCCCAUCACAUUCUGAAAUGCCUCAUGGGAUUGCCCCUCAGCAAAAGCACGGGCAGUUAACUUCUUCUCCCACUACCUCUGAGCAUCUUACCUGUAAACCACCUGCUUUCUCCUUUGUUUCUCCAACUAAUCAGAAAACGCCACCUGACCCAGUUAACCUCGACGGAGCCUCUGUGCUAGAGGAGUUCCACACUAGGAGGCUGGAUGUCAGUGGGGCCUUGGUGGAAGAAACAACUACGUAUUUCCAAACUUCUGCUCACUCCUCACCCUUUAUUGCAUCGAAGGGCACCUCCUCGACGUCACAGUUUCCUCAUUCCACUCAGUUAUCAGGUUCUAAUUUAUCCAGUCCAAGAGCAGCAGAUCAGAAACUCGGACGGGCAUCUGAAGUUCUGAAGAAGACAACAGCUUUCACCUCGCAUGUCCUUAGCCCCAGAGAAAGCCCGAGAACCACUUCUGCUUCACCAUCCUCCAGUGCUUCUCUGAAGUCUAAUUCGGGCUCAUACAUACCAGUCCGUAUUGUCACACAUUCACUCUCUCCAAGUCCCAAACCAUUUACCACCUCUUUCCAUGGCUCUUCUUCCACUAUCUGUAGCCAAGUGUCAUCUAGUGGAAAUCUCUCGAAGUCAGGGGUGAAAUCCCCAGUGCCCUCCCGGCUUUCCCUGCUCACGGCCAUCCUCAAGUCAAACCCUUCUCACCAAAGACCGUUUUCUCCUGCGUCCUGUCCCACUUUCUCUCUCAACUCCUUGGCUUCUUCCACACUCACACUGGAUCAAAAAGUAAAACAAACCUCACCCACACCUAAGAAAUCUCUCUCUAGUUGCUCCCUGAGAGCAGAGUCUCCAGAGCAACAGGCUUCUGAACUUAGCCAGCAAUCCUUUCACUUACCCCUUUUGGCCAAAUCUGCUCCCCUUUCUCAGGCAUGUUCCCUUUCUCCCACAAAACAUGAAAGUAGUAGUCUUGCUUCUUUGAAUGUAGAGAAAACAUCACCCACUUCUUUAAAAAGUAACCCAACACUCUCUCUGCUACAGACUGAUACAUCAAGUUCUACGGGUCUUCCUCCUGUUCCUCCAGGUGUUCCCUCUCUUUCUUUGAAGGGCAAACAGGAUGCUGACCUCAGGGGUCCAGAAAAGCCCAGGAAUAUUCACAUACAUUCUACAUCAGCCUCCUCUGCAUUAUCUUCUCUAUCUCCUCCCACUAACCAAAGGGCCAUGCUCUCCUCUCCAGAGAAAUGUUUCUAUCCUUCUCCAGCUCUUUCAAACCUGAUAAACAGAUCCAAGAGAACAGCCUCACAGCUAACUGGCCAGGGGCAUAAUCCUUUAACUGCUCCUUCACCCCCUGUCUCCAGUGCUAGCUCUGCUUCUCUUUCCAAAUUGGGGUCUUCCCCUCUCCCUCAUGCUAAUCUGCCCAUUCAGCCGCUCCAACUCAGGCCCUCAACACUGUACCCAAAUUGUAGCAGUGGUACCUUACCUUCAAGACUUGGAAAAUCUGAAAGCUCCAUAUCAAACCACAGGUCAUCUGUUUCAACCCCAUCACCUCCCAUCUCUCUAACAAGAACCAAGGAGCUGAUUUCACCUUGUGCAUUGCCCAUGUCAACAGGCCCUGAAAAUAAGAAACCCAAGCAAUACAAGACCAAGUCAAGCUACAAGGCUUUUGCAGCAAUCCCUACAAACACAUUGCUUUUGGAACAGAAGGCUCUCGAUGAACCAGCUAAGACUGAAGGUGUCUUCAAGGACAAUGCUUUGGACCUACCUCUGGAGUUGUGUUUCCCUGCACAGCUCAGGCAGCAAACUGAAGAGCUCUGUGCUACCAUUGAUAAGGUCUUACAGGAUUCCUUGUCUAUGCAUUCUUCUGAUUCUCCUUCAAGUUCCGCACAGACGUUGUUGGGUUCUGACAUGAUUAAAAUGCCUACAACUCUUCCAAGAGCAGCUGGUCGAGAAACCAAAUAUGCAAACCUGUCCUCACCAUCCUCUACAGUAUCUGAGAGUCAACUGACUAAGCCUGGAGUGAUUCGCCCAGUACCUGUAAAAUCCAAAAUAUUACUGAAAAAAGAGGAGGAAGUCUAUGAGCCCAACCCUUUCAGUAAAUACCUGGAAGAUAAUAGUGACUUCUUUUCUGAGCAGGAUGUAACAGUUCCUCCCAAGCCUCUUUCUCUCCACCCAUUAUAUCAGACUAGACUCUGUCCUCCUGCUAAGUCCCUGCUGCCUCCACAGACCCUCUCACAGGCUGACUGUCUUACCCCAGGACCCUUCAGCCAUUUGUCCUCCUUCUCACUGAGUGAUGAACAGGGGAAUUCUCACACCCUGUUUAGUGGCAACACGUAUAAUAAGCUGAGUCAUCCAAUGGUGGCUAUCCCUGAACAUGAGACUCUUGAUUCCAAAGAGCAAUGAAGUUGGAGCAGAAGCUGAAAACACAGGCUGCGCUGAAGUUUUCUGGAAUGCUGGUGCUAAUCACUUGCUAGAUUGGAUGUUUGAUUUUUUUCAGUAUGAGUGUUCCCUUUGUCAACUGCAGUGCAGAAAUGGAAGGAAAAAAAAAGUAUCCUGCAGGCAUAUAACACCGCAGUACUCUACUAACACCCAGUGUAGGAAAGAUUUAUCUACAGCUUCUCGCACCACUGUUAGAGCCUGUAAUGCCUUCUAUUAAGCUGACAGCAAUACUAACAUGUCCCUAAAUUUAGCAGCCAAAUAAAGAAGAAUCAUGGGUAAAUAGAA
Canis lupus familiaris (dog) is the source of this 4569-nucleotide messenger RNA. RefSeq names its product muscular LMNA interacting protein (gene MLIP). Gene Ontology annotation, cellular component: nuclear envelope; sarcolemma; PML body. The record is from RefSeq and is a predicted model, not a curated record. The transcript is spliced from 15 exons. The coding region runs from base 1207 to 4248 and encodes 1013 amino acids. Gene Ontology annotation, molecular function: lamin binding; transcription corepressor activity. Gene Ontology annotation, biological process: negative regulation of transcription by RNA polymerase II. NCBI's taxonomy places the organism in Eukaryota, Metazoa, Chordata, Mammalia, Carnivora, Canidae.